GCAUAACGGCUUCAAAUUCACAUCAAACCACCAAAAGCGCUCGAGUUCGACCUCCGGAACCAUUUUCACAGAAACCUUUUCCACGACGCUAAGAAUGAUCGCAAACCGCUUUGCAAGAUGGAGAACUCAGAAGCCGAUGAUUUUGAGGGCCUGAUUGACUUCCUGGUCCAGGAGCUUGCCAUCAAUGAUUGGAAUAAAGGCCUCUCUGUCUCUGAGUUGCUCGGUCGCAUUGAGACCUUCUAUGAUAACCUGGAGAAGACCAAACUCGACGCCAAGCAUGAAGAUGUCGGUGAUGAAAAUGGAGAGCAAUUCCUGACUCCCGUACCGGAACCUGAAGUAUCACAAAGGCCCAUCAUUGACCGCAGCUUCCAGGCCAGAGUCUGGGAUACUUUGGUUGCACGUGAUGAUAUCAUUGUCGGCGAAGGAAGAGAGCUGUCUUUGGACGAAGCAGAGGCCCUGCCUAUAAAAGAGGAAGCCCAAGAUGAACUCAACAAUGCAAUCGACCCUGCUCUUCUUCUCGAGCCUCCACCGGAAGCAGAAACAGGGGUCCCAACUAUCGAGUAUCAGCCUCGAGUCCAUGUCAAUCAAAGACGCUUAUGGCUUGUUCUCACCGGCCAUGAUGUGGAUAAGACGAAGCUCCCCUUUUCCGAGUGGCAGCUACUGCUCGCCAUUGCAGCCGCAGGAAAUAAGGGGAUACUCCAAGCAGAGGCUCGCAAUACCACCGGGCAAGAUAAAAGAUCUGUUCCACGGCGCACAGAUUUCCUUGCGCAAAAGGGGUAUAUCGAGAAAAAGCAGGUACUAGCUUUCAACCAAAAGACUAGCCUUCUCACGCAUAAGAUUUUCUUGGAGGCAAAUGCUGCGCAACGAGAUAUUAUCAACCCAUCUGAGCUGCCGGCAAGCACGCUGACCCAGGAUCUCAAGCCCGUCCCUGGUCAUGAGCACUGGUCCGGCCUAUUCGUUGACAUUGAGAUGGUCGCCCGCACUGCAGUGGCCAUUAUGCGUGCAUGGGGAGUGAUCCGACGUACUCACAUAUUAGCAAAGAUGAAUAUCAAUGAUCUUCGACUAAGGAAGACUCUGGAACGGAUUAUGCGUAAGCUUUUCGAGCUUAAAGUCUGUAAACGAGUCAGCGCUCUCCUGCCAAACAAUCCAAAGAUUUUCAAAGAUUGCAUAAAAUUUCUCCGGGAUCCUACGGAAGAUGAGUGGUCUCAUUUCAAAAAGAGACUCACGAGCCAAGGUUUCAAGAAUAGGCCAUCGAGAGCGAAGCCAAAGAGCGAGCAUAAGCCAAGAGCAAGGAAACGCACAAAGGGUAAGCCUAGCAAAUAUGCUGUGGAAGACUUGAGUGAAGAUGCAUUCGAUGAUGUCGAAGCCGAGGAAAGCGAAGUGUCUGAUGGAUACUUCUUUGAUGGAGAAGACGAGGAAGCGUAUGACGCUUCUGAAAAGCCAGCACCCAUGACCACUACCAAAGAAUCGGUGGAGGACAUCAUUGAGCAAGUUAUUGAAACCAACCCUGGAGAUGAGGGAAUUUCGGAAGAGGAUUUACUUGCAGAGGCCGAGACUGUAUCAAAUGAGGAUCUUGUUGCGCUGUUUUCACCGUUUGACAUUAGCUCGGCGUCGAAUUCGGAUAAACAGACGAUACGCAUUGUGCGGGAGCCUAUUACAAAGUCCGGCAGGGAAAUUUACCAGUACUAUAUGAUGUCAAGCUUUGAGAGACGUGUUAGUAACGGAGAAUCAUCCUGGGAUGGCGCGACUGUUUUGCACCGACCUACACAAACGAGUGGACGAAUAUCCGAUGUUUCCAAUUAUCCAACUGUUGCGCCUCAACCUUUGGCGUCGUCGCUUGGUAUUGCAAGUACAGAUACGCCACAAACAAAACAACGCACAGCAACCACAGAUAUUGUUCCUCGAAAGGGAGAAGGAAGUUCAAAGCAAACUAAGGCAGCACGACCCAGCACUCUUAUCAAGGGGCCUUCUACAAUGGCGCCGUCUAGAACUACUAUGCCAUCACAGCCCGAAACUCCAAAGAGGCCCCGAGGCAGACCUAGGAAAACGGAAGCCAAGACAGUCACGUACACGUCCAAUGACCAGCUUGAACGAGAGGCUGGUAUUCCUGGUGCUUAUUUUGACCUUCCCGAUUUUCCAGUUCCGGAACAGAUUCGAGGGCCGUCAGGAUUGCUCCAAAGGGGGCGAAAACCAAAGCGGAUGAUGAUGAUGAUUAAGUCUAAGAGAUUAAAGGAGUUGGAUUUAGCUCCAAGGCCUCCGAAGGCACAAGAUAAAGCCUCCGUCGAGGCCGAGGAAGUCAUAUCCCAAAUCCCAGAGGCCGCAGGCGAUGACAACCUUGAAGAUCAAGUUGCUUCAGCCGUAGCAACACCAGUUGCCAAUGCCCAAUACAGUGAAGAGAUUACAAAGAAAGACUUGAUCGACAGUUCUAGAAAAGAAACUAUCUCAACGUCUACGUAUACAUCGCCGUAUCCAAACGUUCCCAUAACACCGUCCGUCCCAAGGCUUGCAUCUCUUAGCAGCCAGACCAAGGCGGCGGUAGCCAAUGGCCCCCAAGUACCAGACUCCUCGCAACCAUCCGCCUACGUAUCACCAUAUGCUAGAGGAUACAACUCGCCAUAUGCAAAGUCACCAGAAAUUUCCAAAACGCCAGCGCCCCAGCCGCAAAGUAUGGGGACGCCGGCACCCAAAACUUUGCAGAUUGGCCUCGACCCAAGCGCUACGCCCCAGUACAAAUCGCCAUACACCACUACUGACGGCCCAGCUGGACCUUCUAAAGCAGUUUCGCCUGAAGCACAGGUGUCUCCAGUGUUGCAGGCUUCGUCCAUUUCUCAACCAGCUCAAUCGAAGCUAUACAAGUCGCCAUACACUGCUGCGAUUCGUUCCCCUAGCUCACCUCCACGUGAAGUUUCCCCAGCUGCCUCUGAUCACCAAGAUCUGGUGACCAGCCAACUUGUGGCUGAAAUCGAAUCUACAGCUCCUGAGUCUUCAGCUAAUGCUCAGGGGGAUAUUUUGUUACCCGAGGGGGAAAUAAUUAGCCAGCCUGUAGCUGAGGUCGAAGCCGCUGCCCCCGAAGCUGUUGCGAAUGGUAAUGAGACUGCAUUACCUGAUGAAGGAGAGGCAAUGGAUGUGGACACGGCCGGUAUUCCAACCGGCAGAGAUGAUGCAGAGGAACUGAUUCAUAUUUCUGCUUCCAAGGAUGGUAUUGCUGGAAAUCUGUGUCUGAAUGACAUCGAGACACAACUUGAAUUCCUUCCACUCGAUACAGAAGACUUGACAUCUAAAUGGAUGAUCGAAAUAUCCAAAAUCUCGGUGUUUCCUGCCGUAGACACAGAAACUUCCGAGAUAGUUGUUGUGGUUAAAGAAACUCAAGAGGAAUCUGACGAGACCGCGGAAAAAGAAGUUAAGUUCCUCGUCGAUCCUACGUCGAUUGAGGCUGCCACAACUUUCGUAGCCAAAAUUGGCACAGCGAUGCGAAGGAAAAAACCAAAGAACAAGAGAAUACCAUUACCACCCUGGGCAUUCCCAGUGCCGGAUGGCGGCCCGAAACCAUUCAAGUGCGACCAAUGUGAAGGCGCCUGGAAGAAUUACGAAGGCGUCAAGUACCACAAGACCAAGGCCAAGGUGACUUGCAAUCCAAAUUGGACUCGGCCUCCGACACCUCCUCCACCCGAAGAGAGAAGAAAGAGAAGCAGGGAAUCGUUUGCCCUUGGUGAUCUUACACCAGAAGAAGCUGCUCUUGUCAGUGCUCAAAGGGAUCAAGAUGGUGGUUGGUCACUUCAUGACGAUGGUGGUCGCCCAAAGCGCCGACAAUAUCGUCGUAAACAGACCGUCGAAUCCGAAGAGCUCAGAGAAACCACUAACCUCGAAGAACCUGGGGCUCAGAGCUUGCCUUCGCAUCGAAUUGGAACUCCAAUCCCAGCCGAUACGGCGGCCGUGACAGCUAUUGAUGAAAGCCCUUCAAAAUUUGCUACUCCUGAGAAACGCGCCAUGCUCGCCGCCAGGAUGAAACUGAAAUACCCAACGGCAAAUGACAGGGACAACAUCGAGAGGAGAACAGGCCCGGUAAUCACUCAGAAGCGUAAAGAAGUUAUACUAGAUCUGUUAGAAGCGAACGGCGGUGCGUUCCCAGGCGACCAAGGGCUGUGGUUUGCAAUGCAUGCAGCGUGGAUGCAGAAGUACCCAGACUCUCUGAUCCAAGAUUACAAGUACUGCAAUCAGGCUGUCGGGCUUCUCGAAGACGGUGGCUUUGUAACAAAGGUCAAGUUCUCGUUCAGAGAUCGAACCGGCCGUAUGCGUACGCGCACUGUUGUCACAAAAAAGGGGGUCAAUCCACUGAGCCCUUUGGUAAAUGAUAUCAAAGCAAAUAUUAAAGAGGUGUUUCCGAGGUAUUACUGUCCGCCUGACUUUGAGCCACCUGAGGCGGUGCUAUCAAUGCUCGAGGCCAGAGAGUCGAGACCUUCCGAAGAAGAACGACAGAGGCGCAUGCUUGCGAAAGAAAGGGAAGAGGAUCCAAGGAUUCGCGCUGCAAAGGAAGCCGAGGCCUUGAAAGAAGCCCGUAUUAUAUCAAGUAUUGUGGAAGCACAAAAGCAAACGACAAACAACGGAGAACAAGAUUCGGAUGACGAGAAUGAGAUUGUUCUUCUCAAUGCGCCAUUCUACAUCCCUGACCCAGAUGCUGAGGGCGAGACUGACGUGGAGUAUUAUAUGGGACGACGACGAAGGAGACGGAAGAAUGGCUUGUAUCACAGACGUAGUGAUAGCUUCAGAGAAGGACAGUCAUCACGAAUGAAAGCGCUAUGGGCGUCGCUGAAGGCUCAGGGCGUCACAUUAAAAGACCGACGUUUAAAUGGCGAUGUGGUAGGCGAGUCUUUAGAUGAGUCGGGUUCUGACUUCAUAUCUUCAGAUGUUGAACCUGAAAAGCAACCUCUCACUGCUGAAGAGCAAAAGCAGGCAGACUAUGUUCAGCUCCAUGGUUGGCAAACAGCACCAUCGUUCCUCCAAAACACAGAUGGGUCAUGGGGCAAAGGACCAUCAAAGCAGAUGCAGGCAAAGAUCCAUAUUCGCAAAUCCGACUUACCAGAGCCAGUGACUUAUAUGCAAACCGCCGACAACCCAGCUUGGACUUUCCGGCCAUUUGGUCACGGCGUCAACGCCAUUCAUGUCAUGUCAGCAAAGCGUGGAGCAGUCCAGCAACAGCUGAAGUCACCUGGUAACAUAUUCCGCCCAGUUAUCGUUCACAAAUCAAAGCGCAAGACGAGAAUUGGAGCCAGAGACCAGCUUGCAGGACAAAACUUCGGCCAGGACACCGUAGGUUCUUGGAAUCAUGGGCGAGGGUCAAAUUUUUCAGGGGGGCUUACUCCAAAGAAACCAAAAUCUGUUAGAUGGGACGAUGAGUCGGACGACCUGCGUCCGUAUGGCCUUACGGUCACAGGCGAAGAGAUGCCCUGGCCCGACUUCAAGCCACUACCACUCCCUGACAGCAGAUUGAGGACAAAGUCUGUCAUGCCAGAGUGGACUAACAACCCUGGGCUCGAUUCUCUUAUACAACAAGCACCGGGCUUUAGUCUUCCCAGUAAAUCACCAGUUGAAAGGAUCGGUACCCCUGACAGUUCUAUCGCAGCAGCAGAUGUGGGCUCCUGGGCAGCAUCCAAAGGUCUGUUCUCAAGAUCUGCUGCCUCGUUCAAAGAUAUGCUGCCCAAGGACCUUGAAAGCAUCAUGUCUCAGAUGAAAGCUAAAGGGUUUGAGCUCGACACGAGGGAAGGAUCCUCAUACACAGAUUUCAUGGCCAAAAUCAUUACAACAGAAGAAUGGGAACAAACCAUCGGAGGCAGAACUUUAUUGGGGAUGGGAAAUAUUGCGCCAGACCAUAUUUAUAUCAACCACACUACUGAAGAGCUAAGGGGACCUCAAACCACCGAACCAGCUACCCUAUCCUGGCUGGCUGAUAACUCCUUUACUUUGGAAACUCUGCCUUACGAACUUCUUGUUGUCGAUCCCGUACAACAACUCCUUUCGACGACUGUAAAGAGCAAACCUAGACGGGGCUAUCAAAAACGCCAGAGAACAGAACAAGCCUCAUCAUUCUUUGGAAUGGUGGAGGCCACGAAAUCUGACUUUGAUUAUCUCUCACGCAAGCGAAAGUUGCCUGGCAGCCAGUUGAUCGGCCAGCCCCGCCUCAAACGGCCUUAUCGCCGUGCAGCUCAGUCGAAAGACUUCCGCGUGCGUCGCCACACGUCUUUGCCUGUUGAUAUCCAAGGCCUCGAUAUACCUCUCAACGAUCCCGAUUUCGAGGUAUCUAUUUCCUAUCACGGAAUAUCCGGUCACCGUAAACGUACAAAUGAACGGACCGUUAUCUCUGAGGCUCUUGAUGACCGCCUCAUCGUCGCCGUUGUCGUUAUACGGACCCUGACUGGCGGCCUUGACCAGAGUGUAGACUGGGUCCUCGUAUCAAGACUCUUUCCACAGUGUACCAUGAACUGGGUUCGUCGGCACUUCAAUGUUCUCGCGGAUAAACAUGCAAAGCGAUUAAUCAAAAUGACGGAAGAUUUCCAGACGGCGUAUUUAGCUGCUUAUGAGUCUGGGGAACUUCCUAGAAUGGACUACGACCAUCUCCUUGAUUACGAUUGGGAUGCACUUAUCGACUGGGCUAUGAAACGCACACAGCUCGUCAGGACGGCUACCGUGGACUUGCCAAGUACUCGAGAGAAAUUCGAUGAGAUGUAUGAGUUGCAGGACGUCGAAGAGAAAAACUGGAGGGAUUCUUAUUUCUCUAGUACACUGCCAGUGCAUAAGCGUAUUGCUCACGCAUCCGCUAGCAACUUAACAUUGCCAGCCUCACAACCUCCUGAGGCGCCCCAAGGUCCUCAAGACGACAUGCUCCGCAUCGCUCGAUCAUGGGCAAGAGCAAGCACGCUUACACCAGUCGAUAGCUUUAAUGCCACCACUGCAUCCGCUAAAUUACGGGGUCUUGGCCCAGAAAUCAUGCGCGACGCGAUUUCGCAACUGGUCGAAGCAAAGGUCAUCAUGCCAGUAAACAAAGGCCGUCCGGCGCCAGGCCGCGGCUUUGAAGCCACCGAUGUCCUUACGGCGGCUCUAUCGCGUAUUCUGACACAAGCUCAUUAUAAUGAGGCGGUAGCUUACAAGGCGUGCCUCGAUGAGGCUUUCAGGAAGGACGAGAUAGUUAUGCUGGAAUAUACGGCGAGCGAGGGAGAAAUUCUUGCUACGACAAAUUUACAGAGUGCGCAACGGAUCGUUCAGACUGGACACAGGAUUCCAAUGAAUAAGUUUGGGUUGACGGAGGGGAAUUACCAGACCAAAAAGAUGGAUAAGACCAAGUUACUGUUUGAUAUCCAAAUUUCGCCUUCGGAUACCUACGUCUAUGAUGACACACACCCUCUGAUCCGCUCAAAUAUGUUGUCCGUCCAGCACAACCCACCGCCGAAACCGCACGACGGGGCGCUGCCUCUGUGGUAUGAUAUCAACGAUCAGCUUAUCCCGGGUUUGUGGCGCAAGGUCAUGGGAGCAGUGCUGGCGACGAUUAUGCAGAGGCCGGGUAUUGAGGCUAAGGAAGUUACACGGCUGCUCAGUCCGGCGCUGGAAGAAUGGGAGGCAAGAUUGGCGCUGGAGUGGGCAUUUGGGGUGGAUGCGUUGAAAGAGGUUGCACCUGGGACGGGGAUCGAAGGGUGGACCGUUGGGGAGUGGUGGUGGUGGGUUGCAGGGAAGAUCUGAUGGCGCUUGGGAAUGGGAUGUACUAUCUGGAGUUUGGAGGAUAAUUGCGCGUUGGUUGAUGAUGUUGGCUUUCUUUAGGAGUUAACGGGACUGGCGCAUGGUUAUGAUUUUAUGUAGGGUGGGAAGAUACCAGGCGUUUGUACUCGGGAGUCCAUAUCACGCUCAACGGUGUAUCAAAUCAAU
Pseudogymnoascus verrucosus is the source of this 7911-nucleotide messenger RNA. RefSeq lists its product as uncharacterized. Gene Ontology annotation, cellular component: transcription factor TFIIIC complex. Gene Ontology annotation, biological process: transcription initiation at RNA polymerase III promoter; regulation of DNA-templated transcription; 5S class rRNA transcription by RNA polymerase III. Gene Ontology annotation, molecular function: DNA binding. The transcript is spliced from 2 exons. NCBI's taxonomy places the organism in Eukaryota, Fungi, Ascomycota, Leotiomycetes, Thelebolales, Thelebolaceae. The record is from RefSeq and is a predicted model, not a curated record. Bases 118 to 7728 code for a protein of 2536 amino acids.